CAUUGAGAGGCAUGUCGGAAGGAGCGAUCGUGGGAGAGGGACCGAGGAGGAAGGGCGCUCGCCGGAGCAGCGCCGGGGUAACGUCGCCGACGCAAGAAACUAGCCUCCCCGAAAUCCUCUCCCCCUGCCAUUACGAGACUCUCGAGUAUAACACAGGCAGUUGUUGAAUCAGUGAGGGUGAGAACGCACUCGUAAAGUUGCCUUCGAGGGAGUCGCAAAGGGAUGCGCGAUAGGAGAAGCAGACCGAGAACGACGAGCCGCGGAGUUGAGGAGGGAAACGAAGAGGGAGAAGGAGCGAGACGCGGGGGAAGGUUAGAUAGAACAUGCUCGAGGCAGCAGCGACUCUCCGGUUAUCGCCGGAUAUGGGUCACUCGUGGAUCGAUGACGCCCGGCGUAGAGCCGAGAACGCGGACGGACACACCAACGGGGACGACGUUAUACCGUGCUUCACAAAAGACCAAUCAAUAACCGAGCCGCGAUGCUGCCAGUCUUCCAUAUCACGCGGGGCUUUCCCUAGCACGCGGACGCACCAAUAAUAUAUUCGAAGCUGGCAACCUUUGCCCUGAAAGAGACUUCUCGCUCCUGGUGCGACGAUAGUUCCUCGACAAAUGUCCCUAGGCACUCUCCCGAGGAGGGCUACGUUCAACAUUUCCUAGCUCGAUGCAACGAGCCUCCAACUCGACCAAUCUACGAACCAGUCUCAUACCAUGAGGCUUACUUUCGCAGUCUCGGGCUCGAAACUCUCCAAUUGCGGUUGGCUUUUCGCUCAAUGAAAUUAUAACGAGGAGGAGAGAACUGGCUGGAAGGACCGGUGAAGUUGAUUUUUCAUUUGACCCGCGGACGACCUCGAAUCAUAUUUUUCUACGCUCUCCCGGUGGCGAUAUGCGCUCCAGCAAUGUGGGAAGCUACCGAGGCGAGGUUAAACCACGAGCAGAUCACGCGGAAGCCUCGGCGUCUUCGGUCGUCCUGUGAAACGAUGGUAAAUCGUUUAAAGUGGUGACAAAUUCAAAUGGGAAGCGUCGGAACAGAAGGGGGAGGAAAAAUGAUCACGAUGCAACUCGGUCACACGCUCGAACAAUCGAAACUCAAAUAUCCGGAAUUGAACGACGAUAUUAUCAAAGGACUGCGAUUGUGGGCUGAGGCACACAACACAUCGAACGUUCCUGAUGAACAGCUCGCUCUUUUCGCUCACAGUUGUUACUAUGACUUGGAAACGACGAAACGGUGCGUGGCCUCAUACUACAAACUCAGGGCUAUCGUACCCGAGUUUUUUCACAACCGGGAUCCCAGGAGCGAUUCUAUUCAACGAGCCUUCAAAACCCUACAUUUUCUGGCACUGCCAGUACCGGACGACAAAGGGAACAGAAUAAUAUUUCAUCGUCUAGCGGACACGAGGCCAAGCUCUUACAUGCUCGACGAUGGAAUAAAAGUUUUGAUGAUGACACUGGACGCGAGUCUGUACGACGAGGGUUGCGCACCAGGUUACAUUUUCCUCUUCGACAUGGCCGGGGUCAGACUCACCCAUCUGACGAGGUUGUCGAUCACCAGCAUACGAAGGUUCUUCGAAUAUCUCCAGGAGGGACUUCCGGUCAGACUAAAGGCGAUACAUGUGCUCAACGUUGUCUGGUUCAUGGACAAAGUUUUGUCACUCGUAAGACCUUUCAUGAAACGAGAACUUUUCGAAAUGUUGCAUCUUCACACUGGAGAUCCUUCGGAAGUUUACGAGCUCAUACCUCAGAAGUGCCUCCCUAAGGACUAUGGAGGCGAAUUGGGCAGCGUUGCGAGCCUUCAUGAAGCCCAUUGCACGAGAUUGGACCAACUAAGAGAUUACUUCCUGGAGGAAGAACGACUCUUUCGUAGCUGGUCAGAAAAAAGUGACAGCAGGAGAUCAUCGAAAUCGUCCAAAGAAGAGACUCCCGUCCAUGGAGUGAAAAAGGAUAAAUUUAAAAAAAAGUCGAUCGACGUUAGCACUUGGGAAGAAUGCAACGAGUAAUCUCAACAUCGAUGAUCUUCGAUUUAUUAUCUUUUUGGUUACUUUUAUUACGAAUAUUUGUACACUUUGAGUAGAGAGUCGUAUUUUAUUACUAUUGCACCACUGAACUAAUAAAAAGUUAAGCUUUUUCAUCGA
Venturia canescens is the source of this 2128-nucleotide messenger RNA. RefSeq names its product alpha-tocopherol transfer protein-like. The coding region runs from base 1010 to 1993 and encodes 327 amino acids. NCBI's taxonomy places the organism in Eukaryota, Metazoa, Arthropoda, Insecta, Hymenoptera, Ichneumonidae. Gene Ontology annotation, cellular component: membrane. The transcript has 5 exons. The record is from RefSeq and is a predicted model, not a curated record. Gene Ontology annotation, molecular function: phosphatidylinositol bisphosphate binding.